AUGGCUACAGCCAUUCGGAUCCUGCAUCGACAGCAUAAGGUAAUUGAACGAGUGGAGGGGGAUACAGUGCUGGGAGAUCAAGGCAAAGUAGGCGUUGGAGGGGUCAUCGAGCAUGGCUGUGGCCAUGAGGCGGCGGGCGGCAGAGAUGAGCGUUGGAGAGGAUCUCUGAGUUCUCUUGGCGGGGAUGGCUUUGCCCUUGAACACGCCUUCGAAUGGGGGAAUCUUCACAUAGGGAUCGGCGUGGAUGUAGAUGUUGUAGUGCUUGCGGGUUGCGUUGGAGAAGAAGCGUUCCCAGAGAGGGGCGAAGUGUAG
This is a messenger RNA of Striga asiatica, 312 nucleotides long. Lineage: Eukaryota; Viridiplantae; Streptophyta; Magnoliopsida; Lamiales; Orobanchaceae. The record is from the annotation of a GenBank genome assembly.